Molecule: messenger RNA, 4672 nt
Organism: Jaculus jaculus (lesser Egyptian jerboa)
Lineage: Eukaryota; Metazoa; Chordata; Mammalia; Rodentia; Dipodidae
Gene: Itgb6
Product: integrin subunit beta 6
Exons: 15
Coding region: 210-2573 (787 amino acids)
Biological process (GO): cell adhesion mediated by integrin; integrin-mediated signaling pathway; cell-matrix adhesion
Cellular component (GO): cell surface; integrin alphav-beta6 complex; focal adhesion
Molecular function (GO): integrin binding
Source: RefSeq, a predicted model, not a curated record
UCUUCUUUACCUGUCCAGGUAACUUCUGUUUUCAUUUCGAUCUUAAUGAAAGCUUUUUAAUUUACAUCUCAAGUUUCUUUGCAAAGCAAUGUAAGUAGUAUUUAAAGUUUUACACUUCAGGAAAGAAACCCUCUGGACACCCAGCCUUGGUCUUGUAACAUUGGAGGUAACUCGUUUUUAAUCUGCCAGCACGGUGAGAACUGAGCCGAAUGGGGAUUGAGCUGCUCUGCCUGCUCUUUCUAUUUCUAGGAAGGAAUGAUCACGUCCAAGCAGGUGGCUGUGCUGGGGACGGUGCAGAGACCUGCGGAGACUGCUUGCUCGCGGGACCUCACUGUGCCUGGUGUUCCCAGGAGAAUUUUACUCAUCCAUCUGGAGUUGGUGAAAGGUGUGAUACCCCAGCAAAUCUUUUAGCUAAAGGAUGUCAAUUAACCUUCAUCGAAAACCCUGUCUCCCAAGUAGAGAUACUUCGGAAUAAGCCUCUGAGCAUAGGCAGACAGAAAAAUAGUUCAGACAUUGUUCAGAUUGCACCUCAGAGCUUGAUUCUGAAACUGAGACCAGGAAGUGAACAUACCCUGCAAGUACGGGUCCGCCAGACGGAGGACUACCCGGUGGACUUGUAUUACCUCAUGGACCUGUCGGCCUCCAUGGAUGACGACCUCAACACAAUCAAGGAGCUGGGCUCCCGGCUUUCCAAGGAGAUGUCUAAAUUAACCAGCAACUUUAGACUGGGCUUCGGCUCUUUUGUGGAAAAACCAGUCUCCCCUUUUGUGAAAACCACACCAGAGGAAAUCGCCAAUCCCUGUAGUAGUAUUCCGUAUACCUGUUUACCUACAUUUGGGUUCAAACACAUUUUACCAUUGACGGAUGAUGCUGAAAGAUUCAAUGAAAUCGUGAGGAAACAGAAAAUUUCUGCUAAUAUCGACACUCCUGAAGGCGGAUUUGAUGCAAUUAUGCAGGCUGCUGUAUGCAGGGAAAAAAUUGGCUGGCGGAACGACUCUCUCCACCUCCUAGUUUUUGUGAGUGAUGCUGAUUCUCAUUUUGGAAUGGACAGCAAGCUGGCAGGCAUUGUCAUUCCCAAUGAUGGGCUCUGUCACUUGGACAACAGGAACGAGUACUCCAUGUCAGCUGUCUUGGAAUAUCCAACAAUUGGUCAGCUCAUUGAUAAGCUGGUGCAAAACAAUGUGUUGCUGAUCUUUGCUGUGACCCAAGAACAAGUCCACUUGUACGAGAAUUAUGCAAAACUUAUUCCUGGAGCAACAGUGGGACUACUUCAAAAAGACUCUGGGAACAUUCUCCAACUUAUCAUCUCAGCUUACGAAGAACUGCGGUCUGAGGUGGAACUGGAAGUAUUAGGAGACACAGAAGGACUCAACCUGUCUUUCACAGCUGUCUGUAACAAUGGCAUCAUCUUUACACACCAAAAGAAAUGCUCACAUAUGAAGGUGGGAGAUACAGCUUCCUUCAACGUCACCGUGAGUGUAGCAAACUGUGAGAGGAGCAGGCAUCUUCGCAUGAAGCCUGUGGGGCUGGGGGAUGUCCUAGAAAUACUCAUCAGGCCGGAAUGUGACUGCACCUGUCAGAAAGAAGUAGACGUGAACAGUUCCAAAUGCUACCAUGGGAAUGGCUCCUUCCAGUGUGGGGUGUGUGCCUGCAAUCCCGGCCGCAUGGGUUCUCACUGUGAGUGCAAUGAAGACACUCUGAGCACGGAUUCCUGCAAGGAGACCCCCGAUCAUCUUUCAUGUAGUGGAAGAGGUGACUGCUACUGUGGACAGUGCAUCUGCCACUUGUCUCCCUAUGGAAGCAUUUACGGGUCUUACUGCCAGUGUGACAACUUCUCCUGCCUGAGGCACAGAGGGCUGCUCUGCGGAGAUAAUGGCGACUGUGAGUGUGGGGAAUGCGUGUGCAAAGAUGGCUGGGCAGGCGAGUACUGCAAUUGCACAACCAGCACGGACUCCUGCAUGUCUGAGGACGGAAGCCUGUGCAGCGGCCGAGGGGACUGCGUCUGUGGCAGGUGUGUCUGCAAGAACCCUGGAGCCUCUGGACCUACCUGUGAACGCUGUCCUACCUGUGGUGACCCCUGUAACUCUAAACGGAGCUGCAUUGAAUGCCACAUGUCUGCAGCUGGCCAGGCCCAAGAAGAAUGUGAAGACAAAUGCAGGCUAGCUGGUGUGACCAUCAGCAACGAAGAUUUUUCAAAGGACAGUUCUGUUUCCUGCUCUCUACAAGGAGAAAGUGAAUGUCUUAUUACAUUCCUGAUAACUACAGAUAAUGAAGGGAAAACCAUCAUUCAUAAUGUCAACGAAAAAGACUGCCCUAAACCUCCAAACAUUCCCAUGAUCAUGCUGGGAGUUUCACUGGCCAUUCUUCUCAUUGGAGUUGUCCUACUGUGUAUUUGGAAGCUGCUGGUAUCAUUUCAUGAUCGUAAAGAAGUUGCCAAGUUUGAAGCAGAACGAUCAAAAGCCAAAUGGCAAACGGGAACCAACCCACUGUACAGAGGAUCCACUAGUACUUUCAAAAAUGUGACUUACAAACACAGGGAAAAACAAAAGGUGGACCUGUCCACAGAUGGGUAGAAGAACUCAUACCUGGAUAAAGUGUGCUUUGCUGACAUGAAAGGUUAAUGCACUGUUUGAUUUUCUUCGCUGUUGCUUCAAAGGGAGGUUGGCUUAAGAUAACAAUAGGUCGUUUGGAGAUCAGUCAUUUUGUAAUGAAGAUGAGACAUUAACUGAGAAGAGGAGUAUCAUUAGCAAAGCAGAGACUUCAGAAAUCAGCUGAGGAAUAUUAAUUGUCUCAUUCAUGCUCAAAAAUCAUCAAAAUGAUCUAUGGGGGCCUGAUGCACAUCUGAAACAUGUUUGAAAUUACCAUCUCAUUGGUUUCCUGCAUACAGCUACCUAAAGUCUUUGUCUCCGAAAAGUCAUGAAGUCCAUCUGCUUGCAUUGGACCCACACUUGCCAGUUAAUCUAAGCUUAUAGUAAAUCUACCCUUUCCUGAAAGAAGACUUUAAAAAAAAAUGUGUGGUGGCCCAUGCCUUUAAUCCCAGCACUCGGGAGGCAGAGGCAGGAGGAUCGCUGUGAGUUCGAGGCCACCCUGAGGCUACAUAGUGAAUUCCAGGUCAGCCUGGGCUAGUGUGAGACCCACCUUGGGGGUUGGGGGAAGGUGAGAAAUGAGAUUCUGGCUUCACUUCACUGAAAGGAUGUAUUUCUUCUGGCAAUAUCCCAAAUGUAAGAUUGAAAAUUAAGUGUUACUAAUUGCUAUGAAUUUAUAUGCACCCAAAAGUCAUGUACCCAAACAAAUCUUUUGCUUUGUAGACAAUGAAGAAAUAAUUUAUAAACUAUAUUGCUAGUAAAAAUAUAAAUAGCAAUCCUAUCACUAAGCAUAUUUUUUAAAUUACCUAAAAAAAAUCUUUUAUCCUGUUUUCUUAUCUCUGAGUUUUCAACAUAUUUUCCCAGUUCGCAGUAAUUUUAUUCAUUUUCACAGCCUCUAAAACCCUGUAAUGGUCACAUGAAAGUGUUCAUUUUUAAAAAGUGGUUGCUUAGCAUAUUCAAAGAUAUUUUCAAUAGUAUGGAAGGAACAAGGGUAAAUAGAGUAAAAUGCUCAGUGAUGUUACCUCAAGCUGGUCAAAAGUGCACCAGGCCCCCACGGAGUUCAGGUUUCUAAAGUGUGUUCCUGUCCCAUCUGUACAUUCCAGCUAUGUGAAGUGAAUCUCCCUUCUGCAUCUACUCAGAGAAGUAUGACUUAGGUUGCAACUACAUGUGGGAAAUUCCAGAUUUAUCAGCAGAGGGGAGAGAAGGACUUAUCUCUUAUUAUGAUGUGUGUGUGCAUGCGUGCAUGCGUGUGCUUACUGCCGUGCGCAAAGCACUUUCAUCUCAUUUGACCCUCCUAGGGAAAGCAAAGUUCAGAGAGUGAGUAGAAGAACUGGGAUUCUCCAUCUUCUAACUCCGAAUCAUGCCUUCCUUCGGCUGCAUAAGGCUAUCUCUUUGUCCAUAUGGUGAUAAAGGGAUCGUUUUAGUUGAAAGUGUACUGAGAGUAAACAAAUAGGAUUUAAAUACCUGACAUGCGGGCAAGUGAUUGUAUGUUUUGCCGCGCUCAUGGCCUUUGAUUACAUUGGAAAGAAAAGCCUGUCCCGGGGGGAAGAGCUAACCUUCAGAACCUUCAAUGCUCCUGCAGUCCCUCCAGACAGGUCCGUCUACAUUUGAUCAUUCGGAGACUUUUUGUCCUGGUGUCUAAAUAACUCAGGUAAACUAGGCAGUUAGAGAGUGCACAGCUCAAUUUUGGAAAAUUCCUGAAGAAACUCCUUGGCCAUCUGAAGGGCUGGUGUACUCACAGGCACAUGACUGAUGUCCAGGACCUGGAGAGAGUCCAGAGCAACAUGCAGGCACACUCGUCAUGACGCGGCAGUAGGUAUCGCCUCUACCUGGGACUGUUUGUGCUACGAUGAUUCACAUGGGAUUCAGAAGAUAGAAGUUACUUUCAUGCGUGCAUUAGGGAAGAGUCUGCUCUUUCUCUAAAUACUAUUUUGACUCAAGGCAGGACCUUGAAAAGAACAAAACAUUAACAGUAGUACUUCUGUUCAUUGAACGGUUAUGCUACAUGAAGAUAAAGUGGUUGUUUUAUAAGCUGUUUUAUUGUAUUUUGUGUUGAUAUAAAUAAACAUGGUAAUUUAAACAAUGAA